UGGCUCCUAUGGUUCGACAUCGCCUCACCCGGCGUAAACGAAGGCGACCAAGCUAGAUGGUACUUGGACACGGCAGCUAACAUUGGGGAUUUGCAGUUGCAAAGGAAGAGAUAUUUAUUUAUCUCGUCUUUGAACCAGACCGUACCACCAUGGCUCUUUACGAAUAUGUCACUCAGGAGCAGCUCGCGGGUUUCGAUAAAUACAAGUACAGCGCUGUGGACUCGAAUCCCCUGUCCAUCUACGUCAUGCAUCCUUUCUGGAACUUUGUUGUGAAGUUUCUACCAACAUGGUUGGCACCAAACCUCAUUACGUUUACAGGCUUUAUGUUCCUUGUGUUGAACUUCCUUAUGUUGGCCUUCUACGACUUUGACUUCAAUGCAUCGUCUGCAGGACAUGAACACGUGCCUAGUUGGGUCUGGGUUGCUGCGGGGAUCUUCAACUUCUUAGCCUAUACACUUGAUGGUGUUGAUGGCAAACAGGCACGUCGCACCAACUCCUCCACGCCACUAGGGGAGCUUUUUGACCACGGUCUGGACAGCUGGGCCUGCAUCUUCUUUGUGGCCACCGUAUACUCUAUAUUUGGGCGCGGGGAGAGCGGCGUCGGUGUGGUCACGCUUUAUUACAUAUUGUGGGUGGUGCUGUUCUCCUUCAUACUGUCUCACUGGGAGAAAUAUAACACUGGCAUCUUGUUUCUGCCUUGGGGAUACGACAUCAGCCAAGUGACUAUCUCCCUUGUUUACUUGGUCACUGCUGCAGUGGGUGUGGAAACCUGGUACAAACCAAUUGUUUUUAACCUUCUCUACAGAGACCUUUUCACCUUUAUGAUCAUUGCUUGUUCCUUCAGUGUGACUUUACCUAUGAGCCUCUACAAUGUUCUGAAGGCUUACAGGAAUAACACUCUGAAGCACAGCAGCCUGUAUGAAGGUUUACUGCCUUUCCUUUCUCCAUUCCUUCUGUUUGUCCUGUCCACUGUUUGGGUGAUCUACUCUCCAUCCAACAUCGUUGAGCUGCAGCCCAGGCUCUUCUACCUCAUGGUGGGGACAGCUUUUGCCAAUGUCACAUGUAAGCUGAUUGUGUGCCAGAUGAGUAACACACGCUGCCAGCCGCUGAGCAUCCUGUUGCUGCCCAUGACAGUGGUGGUGGUGUUAGUCAUCACCAGGGUGUUCACCAACGAGACGCUUCUGCUUUAUUUGUGGACAGCUGCUGUCGUAUUAGCGCAUAUACACUACGGCGUGUCAGUGGUAAAACAGCUCAGUAACCACUUCGGCAUCUUUGCCUUUUCCCUCAAGAAGCCUAACAGUGACUGACAGGAGGAGGAACGAAUCGGCUUGAAAGGAGCAGAAGUUUAGGCUUCUGUCCUCCUCGACUUACCGACACUUCACGUUCAUCACCACGGAAACCGCAUCCCCUCCCCUCCCCUCCAUCCAUAAGGACACUGCAAGUGGAAUGGACUAGGGCUCCUUUUUCCGUUAUCUUCAAACACAAAUGCACACACACACACACACACACACAUUCACUCUGAACAUACACACUAACACAUUCCCUAACCCAUCAACCAACCAAACUGGUGUCAGUGAUGAGGUGGGCCAAGGGGCUCUGGCUUCCGUCAUUGAUUGGCUAACUUGGUUGAGCCAAUGAGGUGCAAUUGUUUCCUAGGGAAAUGUGCUUCGGUCGCGAGGACAGGAGCCCAGACGAACCGUGCAAAGACAAACACUUCUAUUGUUUGUACUGCUAUCUUCGUGGGGACCCUCAUUGUCUCAGAGCAAUCCCCAGAUCCCCUUAUAUUACCCAUCACAAGUCAAUGCCUAACCCUUAACCACACCUGUUUCUAUUCUAAGCCUCCACCCUCACACAGCCUGACAUGUGCGGUCUGACCCAAAGUCAGGAAAGGCAGAAAUACAACCCCACCCCCCCAACUCCCAAGGUCUUCACAAAGAUAGACGUACAAGCUAAUUACCAGGAAAAGAAAACAUAUUCUGCUUUAAUGCAGAUGAAUAAUAUUUUGUGGCCGGUAUCUCAUUCUAAACACAGCCACAGAGACACACACGUGUACACACAAGUAUUAUGAAUGUAUAAUAUGCCUUGGGGAAAUGCCAUUUGAGUUUUAUUAUUAUUAUUUUAUUAACAGGAAUGCCUCAAGUAGUGCUGUUGUUUAACUUGACCAAGCCAUUAAACUCUGGCUGCGUGUGGCUCCCACAGUUACAGCCAGGUCCAGCGUUUAAAGGUUCAGUCACUUUUUUUAUUUUUAAUCAGAUGGUUUGCGGUUGGAUCUCUGUGAUAUAUGUUAAUAGAUAUAUAUAUACAAAUGGUAUGUGUUCGGGGAUUAGGGGCAUCUUUUUUCUAACUAAAUGAAAUUGUAAAACAUUGUACAAAUUUCCCUCUGAAUUUCACACUCUGCUCUGUUGUCUUGAACAGAGUUGAUUAUUGACUGACUAGGGUGACCUUUACUAACUUUCCACUUUGACUCUUGUCUGAGCACUGACUUCCCAGCUCUCCCUACUAUCAGAAGUGUCGCGUCUUCAUGCUGAUUCGUUCUUUUUUUUUUUUUUUUUUAUUAAAUGUUUUUUGUUGAAUUUUUCAUUAACAUGUUUUUUUUUUUUUUUUGUUUGGUUUGUUUUUGGGGUUUUUUUGUUCAACUGCUGCCAUGGCAAACGGUGUGUGGUUAAGUUGCGUCGCACUUGAAUGAAGAGUGGGUCCAAAAACCGCUAACGGAGCGGGCUCACUCUGAGGGAACAAGUCGUCGCACAGGACACCGCAAACGCCACAACGCCGCCUGGCGCCACGCUCUCCUCGCACAGGUAUUAUCACACCUUUUUCAGCUGUGUGUCGGAUAAUUUGUCUCGUUGCUUUUCCCAGUCCGGUAAACACUGUUCAUCUUGAUGUGAUUCCAACUAUGUCUCCCAUGUGAAGGACAUUCAAUCAUGGCUGCACUAUUUAGAUUAUCAUCAACCUGGUUUUCAAAGCAAGGCCGAAGAAGAAAGGGGCGGGCUUGUUGUAGUCGUGUGUUGAUCCUUUUGAAUCCUCUUUUGGCCUUGUGGUUGAAAGGUGACAAGUUCAGCUCAAAUUAUUCUUCCACCAGUCUGUUUUAAACCCAGCCACACCAGAAGAAAAACAUUGUGAUGAUGUAAAGCUCUGGGAUACCUCACUGUUCAUCUUGAAGUGGAACAGGUGGAACCAAUAAGCUGUAAAAACAACAACAAACAUAAGGAUCAUCACUGAAUAUGAAUUGUAGGAAAACCUUGGACUUGCCUUAGGAAUGGCCAGUCCAGUUUGGAGUUGAUGUUUAUUAGUUAUCUGGAUGAAUGUGAAUAUCCAGUCAUAGUUAUAAUCAUCUCUUAUACAGUCAUCUAUAGUUAAAGUAUACAUAGGAAACAUUAGAGGUGCUGGGGAUGAAUAGGACAAGCUGACGUCCUCUCUGCAUUUUUACCACUUGUGCAGAAGUUUUGUAUUUAAACUGUUAUUGAGCAUCACUGAACACUGAGACCACAGGCACAACCCAGCAGUGUCCCUGUAUGUCUGGGAGGAAUAAAAAAGUAACUGUAUCUGCUGUAAUACACAGCUGGGGAAACCCUGUUUCCAGUCGUAAGCAUGUUAUAACAGUUGAAACUGAUUGCAUUAUUUUUUUUUUUUAAUUAAGCUCCACUCUGUGACAAAGUAGAUUGUAGUGACGUGGCAACAACUGUGACUGAUUUAAGCCCCGGCACAGUGAGUUAACUGUGUUUCUGGGUUUAUGCACUGUGUGGGUAUGUACAGCUCCACUGGUACAUCUCUGUUCAAGUAUGGGUGUAUACGCUGUGUGUAUGAAUAUCUCUGUAAAUACAUAUUGUUGUUUCUUAAUUUUUUUUAUUUAUUUAUUUUUUUCAACUACAAAUGGGAUUGUUGUCUGCAUGGCACAUUAGAUGAGCAGAGUGUGAUGCCAGUCAGCAGUACAAAACACAAAAUGGUUUAUGGGGCAGCGUUUAAACGUGUCAAUCUUGGGUGUUUUUUUUAUUUUGUUUGUUUUUUGCUGGUUUAUCAAAUGAUUGAAUCACUUUCAGUUCUUUUCUUUGGGAUCGUUUGGAAAGGAGCAGUAGGACCUCCUCUCCAGGUUGCAGACACCGCAGGCUCAAUGCUUAAUGCUAACAGGGAAUUCAUUCAUUCAUUCAUUCAUAUCAGAGAAAAUGUUUCCUGGGAAGGAAAAAAACAACUUUGCCAUUCAAAGAAGCGAGCAAAACAUUCAUCAUGCUGCUUCCUUAGUUUCUUUACAAUCCACUCCGGGUUGCUCGGCUUCACUCGCCACCUUCAAGGAGACACGAGUCUUAAUUACCCACACCCACCCUGCAGAUUGAUGAACCAAGCUGUUGUAUAAUGCUGCUCUGGCAAACACUCCAGAGCCUCAGUGUGGCUUUUUGUGAUGUUGUACUUAACCAGUGAAAGGAGGACUGUCCGGAAACAAAUAAAAAUAGAUUUUCUUUAAUAUUUU
This is a messenger RNA of Archocentrus centrarchus (flier cichlid), 4462 nucleotides long. It is a transcript of the gene selenoi, whose product is annotated as selenoprotein I. The record is from RefSeq and is a predicted model, not a curated record. Gene Ontology annotation, biological process: phosphatidylethanolamine biosynthetic process. The transcript is spliced from 10 exons. Lineage: Eukaryota; Metazoa; Chordata; Actinopteri; Cichliformes; Cichlidae. Gene Ontology annotation, cellular component: Golgi apparatus; endoplasmic reticulum membrane. Gene Ontology annotation, molecular function: ethanolaminephosphotransferase activity.